This is a messenger RNA of Fusarium musae, 342 nucleotides long. RefSeq lists its product as uncharacterized. NCBI's taxonomy places the organism in Eukaryota, Fungi, Ascomycota, Sordariomycetes, Hypocreales, Nectriaceae. The record is from RefSeq and is a predicted model, not a curated record. The transcript has 2 exons. The coding region runs from base 1 to 342 and encodes 113 amino acids.
AUGGCUGCACGGCUCUGGUGCGACCGAGUCGGGGCGACGAACCUCAUAAGGUGGUUUCCAAAGAAGAGGGAUCAAUCGGACAGCGAGUCGGAAGAUGAGAACGACGAACAGCAGGAGCAUGAUCAGAACUACGUGUCCGAGAAGGAAGUCAAACGUCGCGACUUGCGAUGGUUUUAUAAGACUCAUCCCGUUUUCGCGCCCGAGUCUAGCCCCCAACCUGAGCUAAAGUUCUAUGCCGAAGAUGUCAAGUCGACAGGCAUUGUCCACAACAUACUUCCAGAGGUCUGGUUUAACAGACUCCAGGUCAUCAUCAAGCUCGUCGACAUGGAUCUCACCCCAUAG